AUGGGGAAGAUCACGUUUUUCGAGGACAGGAACUUCCAGGGUCGCUUUUAUGACUGGAAUGGAGAUUGUGCCGAUUUCUCUCCCCACCUCACCCGCUGCCACUCCUGCAGGGUGGAGAGUGGCUGCUGGAUGAUCUAUGAGCGCUGCAACUACACGGGCAACCAGUACUUCAUGAGGAGGGGCGACUACCCGGAUUUCAUGAGGAUGGGAAUGAAAGACAUUCACUCCUGGCGCAUGAUUCCCUUGUACAGAGGUAAUUACCGAAUGAGGAUCUACGGAAAGGAGAACUUUGGUGGUCAGAUGUACGAGCUGAUGAACGACUGUGACUCUAUCAAGUAUCGCUACCAUAUGUCCGACUGCAUGUCCUGCCAUGUGAUGGACGGGCACUGGCUCAUGUAUGAGCAUCCCCACUACAGAGGAAGAAUGUGGUACUUCCCCCCUGGACAGUACAGACACUGGAGGAACUCUGGAUACCCCAACAUGAGAUUCAUGAGCAUGAGACGUAUCAUGGACAUGUGCUAA
Molecule: messenger RNA, 522 nt
Organism: Engraulis encrasicolus (European anchovy)
Lineage: Eukaryota; Metazoa; Chordata; Actinopteri; Clupeiformes; Engraulidae
Product: gamma-crystallin M3-like
Exons: 3
Coding region: 1-522 (173 amino acids)
Biological process (GO): lens development in camera-type eye; visual perception
Molecular function (GO): structural constituent of eye lens
Source: RefSeq, a predicted model, not a curated record